This is a messenger RNA of Symbiodinium necroappetens, 1164 nucleotides long. The record is from the annotation of a GenBank genome assembly. NCBI's taxonomy places the organism in Eukaryota, Dinophyceae, Suessiales, Symbiodiniaceae.
GAGGCGGCCAGACUUCGCCGCAAGUACCCCGACAUGAUUUUGAGCUCGCGCAUGGUGCGGCGCAAGAAACCGAUCCCGGGAAUCGGGAAAUGGAAACCCAAAUCCCGCUGGUGUUUGGCGGGGCACUCGGAUCCCGAUACCGCCGAGCUGGUUACCUUUGCUCCGACCCCAUCAAGUGAGGGGCUCAUGGCAUUCCUCCAGGUCAGCCUCAACCUGAGCCACACCUUCGCGUUCUGCGAUGUCAAGAAUGCGUUCUGCCAAAGUGACAAGUUGGUCAGAAAGGGUGGGCCGUUGUUUGCCCAGCCCUGUGAAGGGCUCCAUCUUGGCGACGAUGCGUUGAUCAUCAUUGACGUGCUCAUUGAAGUGGACGAUUUCAUCGUGACGGCCCUGCCGGAGCUCCAGAGCAAGCUUAAGGAGGCAUUCCAGGCCCGCUUCACUUUUGGGAAGUGGGAGGAGAAUGAAGCUGAGUACGCGGGCAGGAUGAUCAAGGUUCACCCGGGCUUCAUUCACAUCGACCAGGAGAAGUACCUGACCGAACAAGUGCGACCCGUGGCCCUCGCCAAGCACCGGAGGUCCUGCAAGCAGGACCCUUUGAACAGCGAGGAGUUUGAAGCCUUUCGCUCGGCGAUAUACAAGGUGAAUUGGGUGGCCAAGGAAACACGCCCUGAGGUCGCGGGCAUGGCAUCGAUCCUUGCCAGCAAGCUCAAGUCGGCUGUCAUUGAGGAUGUUUUGGUGCUGAACAAGAACAUCAACUUCCUGAGGAACACCGCGGCUCGCCCACUCACCAUCUGGAAGAUGGACGCCCGGGAGAUGGCAUUCGUUGUUGUCUCGGACGCAGGUGGGAUCGGGGCCAAGCAUGACACCACCGACGAGCUGGACCUCCCAGCAGACAGCACCCAAGGAGCCUGGAUGGUCUUCGCAGCAGAAGCCCUUCCCCUCGGGAACAUGAAGGUGAGAGCCAGCCCCCUGGCCUGGCGCAGUAGUAAGCUUCGACGAAAAGUCUUCUCCACCUUCGGCGGAGAGACCCAGGCGAUGCUCCAAGGCAUCUCGGAGGCGGACUGGCUUCAGAUCAUGGUGAGGGACGCCGUGCAGCACGACGUGGAGCUCAGACAGUGGAGGAACUCCUUGAGCCCGCACAUGGUUGUCAUGAAGGGUGAUCUUCAC